GACCAUUUGUUGUGCCUUGGAUGACCACUUGCAAGCUUUUAAGGCUGGUCCACUAUUCUUCACAUCAGGGCCUUGGGCAGUCUUAUUUUGGUUCCAGAGUUGUUGGGCCUCUGUUGACUGUGCCUAGAGCACUCCUGACCUCCACAUUCCCUCGGCAAAGUUCUGCAAGUGUGGAGCCAGACCCUUAUGGUUGCUGCUAUGUCCUGAGUGCUCAGCCAAUGCUCACCUACCUGACGGUGUCUUGGGUGGACACAUAUGCCUAUGUUGUAGCCCAUUAUACUGGCCACUUGUAUGAGUCUGAAUCCAUCGCAGUCCCUGUCAGCCACAGCAGCCACGUGAUGAUUGCACCUUCAGUGUCAACUAUAGCAUUCUCAUGAAGAUGGAGAGAUCCUGGCAACUGGAGAUCACACGCGAGAAAGCUCUAUGCCGCCAAGAGCUGCUGCAGAGCACUGGUUUGAUCUCUGUCCACAAUAAGCAUGCCUUAUUCUAAUGGUUUAAAGCAGAAAUGACAAAGUACUACACUACCCUUCCUCCCAGGAGAAAGACUCAAGAAUUUUAGCAGUGAUGCUGUUUUUCUUCCAGAUACCAUCUCCCAUGUUCCUAGUCACAGAGCUGAUCCUGCCCGGCCUGUACAUCGGCAACUUCAAAGAUGCCAGAGAUGCAGAGCAAUUGAGUAAGAAUAAGGUGACACAUAUUCUGUCAGUCCAUGAUAGUGCCAGGCCUAUGUUGGAGGGGGUUAAAUACCUGUGCAUCCCAGCAGCAGAUUCACCAUCUCAAAACCUGACAAGACAUUUCAAAGAAAGCAUCCAGUUUAUCCACGAGUGCCGGCUGAAAGGGGAGGGCUGUCUUGUGCACUGCCUGGCUGGCGUCUCCAGGAGUGUGACCCUGGUGACGGCAUACAUCAUGACCAUCACCGACUUUGGCUGGGAAGACGCCUUGCACACUGUGCGCGCAGGCAGGUCUUGUGCCAACCCCAACCUGGGUUUCCAGAGGCAGCUCCAGGAGUUCGAGGAGCACAAAGUUCACCAGUAUCGGCAGUGGCUGAAGGAGGAAUAUGGAGAGAGCCCUUUGCAGGAUGCCGAAGAAGCCAAAACCAUUCUGGUCAACUCUGUCUCAAACAGUCAGCCACUAUGGCUUCGAAGCCGAAAUGGAAAAGCUUCAAUUCCGUUGAGCUCUCUGAUGUUUCUUAUUUGGGAUCCAAUAAGGAUGCUUCCAGCUAGCGACUCCUGGAGUUCUGAAAUAUUUGGACUUCCUCAGAAGAGUGUAAUGUACCUGAAGUUGCUGAAAUAUUGGAAGGCCACAGUGUUUAGGCCCAUGCUGCCAAAAAGAACCUAGAGUUUAUUUUUAAGUACCCAGCGGUGAUUUGUAAACUUGCUUGUUUUCUGUUUUAAAUUGAAUGCAUGUGCAAUCAUAAUGUCAGAUGUUGACAACUGUUAACGCUCUUAACAAGAGAAAAUGUUUUUCAUUUUUACCUAACGCUGCUGCCUGGGCUGUUCUUUAGCCUCCCUCUGAUGACUGUUAGGUGACUGUUAGUACUGGCGAUAUAGCCUGUCUUGAGCAGGCAGCCAUGGGAGUGGGAGGCCAGAAUCAAACUGCAUAGACUGAGCAGUUGCUGUACAGCUCUGGUGUGUGUGUUUCCCUUGGUUUGGGUCCUCUGCAGUGGAAGUUACCAGAAGCUACACAUUUCUGUUAAUAAAGGGCAACUUAGCCAAACUGCACUUUAUGUAUGCUGUAUUCUUCCUUCCUGUGGUGGGGGCGGGGCUCUGCCUGUGAGGAGGACCAUGGUGACUAGAUCCCCUGCCUACUGCAUGGGUGGGGGUGCCUUUCUGUAGAAGCUCUUGUGUUCCUCCAUGAGGCAGGCAGCUGGUGCUAGGAAAAGUGAACUGAUUCCUCCAUAGAAGAAAGGAUCCUCAAUGUGAGCUGAAAGAAAUGAGGGUGUUGGCGUUUUUUGCUUGCACAGAGUAAGAUUGAGUGUCUGUACUCUGGAAUUGCUGCGCCUGGCACACCAUGAGCAUUUGCUGAGCACUGCUGGAUACGGUGGUUGUGAUUCCACACUGAGCUUUAGUUUGAAGGAACAGAAACUGGCUUGAAGAACAAUAUAAGUCGAUUUCCUAAAUAUUCCUGUAUAGAUCCAGUGAGGGAGGAAAGAAAUUUAACUUUUUACUCCAGGGAUAGGCUUGGCUUGAACUGAAGGUAGGUGCACUCAAGCAUUAAUGUGUGGGCCUUUUGACUGUAGGUGGCAGGCGUGUGUUCUGAUCAGCUUGUAAUGCCUGGGGGCAAGGAGAGGUACAAAGAGUACCUUCCACACUGGCAGCAGUCCCUGGUGGGUAUAACACACACGCACAACAAAACACCUGCAGGCGUUAGAAAGUGCGCUCUGAUGCGAGCUGUAGGCCCCAGUGUGACACCAGUGGUCCCUGUGCGGCUCUCCUAGCAUCUCUGAGGGUGUGUCCGUGCCUCGUCUUGUGUGGAGAACUCAAAUAGUAGCAGCCAGCACCAAGCACAGAAUCUGAGGGAAGCCUUACUGUGGAGGGGUAUGAGGCAGGAGCACACUAAGCAUAGCUGGAUUUUGGCAUCAGUUCCAGUGUAAUAGGUCAUGCACCUCUCCCUGUCUUAUGCCCUCUCCUUCCCACCUCCGUCUUGACUUGAGACAGGGUCUAACACCAACAACAGUCAUCUCAUGGUGGUGAGCUUUGCCAGACACAGGGGCAUAGCCCCUAAGCCUCACAAAUCCGCAGAGAAGGUACUAUUCCAGUUACUUGAUGCACAGAGAGGCCAGGAAAUACACCUAAAACUAAACAGGUGCUGGACCUGACCCUGGCUCUUUUUAUCCCAAAUCCAUGGGCAAGGUGGGAGGCAGGAAGAGCAGCAGCCAGGGCUAGGAAGGGGACUGGGGACUCAGCCAAGUGCCCCCACAUUCUGGGCCAUGCAGAGGGAGAGCUGAGACCCCUGCAAAGUGUCAGCACAACUCAGAACCAGAAUCUUUGCUUUGGCUUCUUUUGCCUAGUUACCCUGGAGUUGUUGGGGACACUGUGGGUGGUGGUCACCUCUGACAUUUCUCUGGGAGCUCACCAGGGUUUUUCAGUGGAGAUGGUAGUGGCCCUGGGUAGGUGUGAGGUGCCUUUGCUGCUGGUCACCAGACUCAAUGAUUGUGGCCAGACUGGAGGUGGGUCACAGUGACCUCCCUUGCCUUCCCCUCCCUCCACCUUAUUCCCCUGAUCAUGGUAGGUGUUGUGGGCUCAGCCUGGACUCAGACACAUUCCUGGUGCUCAGAAAGACUGGUUGGGUGGGUUCAGCAGCUUAGAAAACCUGUAAUCACAGAGUGGGGUGCCAGGUGCUAUUAAUAGGUUCUCCCUGGUAUACCUAGUUUGGGAGGGGUACUUAAGGAGAGGCUUCUUGGGAAAAUGAUAGCUAAUUUGAGACCUGAAACAUAAGUGUUAGGUUAGCUGGACGUGAUACACGGAGAGUGCACGCAGAGGGACUAGGUGGGCCUCAGCCCAGUGUAGGAGACUGCAAGCACCAAGAGGGUAAGUGGCAGUGGUUGGUUGUGCAAGGCAAGGCAGUAACACAGCAAAGGCCUGGAAAGGCAUAAUAACCGCAACCAUUUCUCUAAUGCCUCCUAACUACCUGAUGUACAUUAGCUGAUUUAAUUCUUACACCAACCCUUUGAGCUAACCAGGCUUAGGUUAACAUGCUCACGUUCCUGCAGGUCCAACUCCUGAGUGUGACUUUAGUGCCUCUACUCUGUGGCCUUUGGGCAGUGUGAGCACCCUUUUACAGAUGUGGGAGACCCUGGUGUAGGCCAAGCAGGCCAGCAGCAGGACCAGGCACAGGCAGAGGUUAGGUGACUGCAUGUGAAGAACAGGUUCUCUUACUGGACAAGGUAAGAGAAGAUGGCCCUAAACAGGCAUGGCCAUGGAGGUGAAAGAGGCUAAAGAGGUGAAGGAUUUGAGAGGCUGAGAAGGGAGAGCAGGUGUUCUCGGUGACCGAUGAGUGUGAGUGAGCCCAGUAGCCUGCCCCUCUCUGGAGUCACGCUCCAAUGCAGAGUUGUUUUGUGUCUGCGUCGCCCUACACCUGGAGCCAUGGCAGGCCUUGUUGGUGGAGGCUGGAGCUGAGUGACUGCCAGGAUUGAGGGCCCCAAAGGGUGCAUCUCCAGGUGACACUGUAGCCUCCGUCUCAGCGAACCCCAGCCUCACAGCUUAGGCCCUCAGCCUGCCUGUGCACCUAGAGCAGACUCACAGCAGCCAGACUCACUGUGACUUAUGCAUUCACACGGCACCAUUUUAGUUUAUUGUGAAGGACAGAAUAAGAGAUGAAUAUUAUCCCUUAGCCAGGUUAUCUCUCUCUCAUGAUCAAGAUUUUUUGGGAGGCCACAUUAGUCACUGGGCAUUAUUGGUGAGCCCUGACUGUCAGGAAAGGGAGCAUGACAGAUGGGGUUUAUCCUGGCCUGGUGCUCCUUGUCAGAGCCACAGCCUGAGCGCACGCUCCCUCACACACCAUGUCUGCCUGCUGGGCCAGCUGCCCCUCUGUGUACAUACCAUCUGCCCAAGGUGUCUCUGACCUAAGUCCUGUUGUUCAGAGUGCCUUCAUUAAACGUGGGCAUCCUCAAGUCCCUUCAGCAACGCUGCAGCUCUGCCUGAGGAUGGGUUCUUGUGAGUGACCUGUUUCGUUAUCGGGUGCCAGUUCUUUCUAGUUUGUGACUAAGCAGGAAACCCCAUUUCCAACAUCUGGGGUUAUGUGGUGAUACUCCUACAUACAGACGACAUAUAAAUUCUGGGGGCUGGGGGGUGUGUGUGUGUGCACUCACGGGUACACACAUGCACAUGUGUCGUUUAUUGUUUUUAUUGUAAAGAAAUUCUAGCCUUCAAGGGAGUUGCAAUUGCUAGGAGUGUGUUGAGUUCAGUCAGUUUGGCAGCAGGUACCUAUGGAGCCCAUGGAAACGUCCCCAGAUGAUCAGAGUCCACUCUGCACACCAGCAUCUAGUCAGAAAAUAGGGAACACAGAAUCAGCACCCUGUGGUCCCACAUUAGGUGUCUCCUACCAUCCUGACUCUGAGUUAUUAAUAAUUUUAUUAAGAAUGUGCUUUCCACAUGCAUGCAUUUAUAUAUACAUUUAACAAGAAGUCACCAGGACUUCAGAGGGUAGUUCCUCUUCCCUUUCCUUUUUAUUGCCCAGGGAAAGGGAGAAACCAAAGAAAAAUUAAAAAAGGAAAACAACCCAAAUUUCCCUUGAUUUGUUAUGUCACUUGAGGGCUUGGAAGUGUGCUUUCAUUCCCUCCAUAGGAUUCAGUAAGGCUUCCUGUGCCUCAGCCUGGCCAGGACCCAGCAGAGGGUGUGGACCAGCGUAGCGCACUGGCAGCGUUUCAUGCAAACCUUUCAGUGCCUGGAAAAAGGGACACUUUGCUUUCUUGCAUUCCAAUUCCCACAAGAGAUUUUGAGGCCAGUGACCAUAAUAAUGGAGUGUACUUAUUUUAACAACAGUUCUGCCAGUAUCAAAACUAAAGUUCUGUUUUGCAGCUUAGGCUUAACCAACUUAAAUAAACAUGUGACUGAAGUUUGCAACUGCUGAGUCUGACUCUCUUCCCAUCAGGGGAAAAAAUUGCCAGUACGUGCUUGAACAUCUGUCAGUUUGGGGUUAUAUUUACUCUAGAUGUUUAUGCAAACUAUUGGUCAUUAAGAGUUAAUAGGUCACAGUUGUAAAAGUACAAGCUUUCCUGAAGCUUCUAAGUUCAGUUAUUAGAGUCUAGUGUCUAAAGAGUCACUUUUGCAGGCACACCUGUUGGCACACCUGACUCACGGAGAUACCUGAAAGUACUGGGCAGCUCAGUAAUCUACCAGAGUGUGGUUUUGACUCUUUAGAGCCAAGUUUAAUGGAAGAGACAUUUUGGAUGGGAUUGUUACUGAACACAUCCUGUGUACAAAGUCCUGUUUAAGAAAAUCAGGUGGGAGUUGGGGGAAAAUCCAUUAGAUUCUUUUUGGGUUACCAUUUCCUCAGCAGUUCAAGGAAUGAUGUUGCCUGGGCCAAUGUUAAGAAAUAGUCUGGUCACACCAUACAUCAUCUUGCCAGCCUGACCUGAGAGGGCCACAUUGGCUCACAUUGGUCCUCCUGUCCUGUGCUCGGUCCCCAAGGGCAGUAUGAAAGGAGCACAUGCACCACACCACCACCUGCCCAUGGCCCCAUUGCCCACCCCUAGAAGCACCCAAGCGUAAGCAGGAGCCACACUCACUGGAAAGCAAAUCUGCCUUUUGUUGGCUGGCCCUGGGUUUCCCCACAGGACUGAUGAAGCCUUUUGGAAAAUAAAAAGGCCUUACAUGAGCUUUAGAAAAGGUCACCUUCUGCUUUAAGAAGGGCAAGAGGCCCCCAUGGCACGAAGCUUCCCCAGAACAGGAGUUCCUUGGGAGGGCUUGUCCUGGGCCAGUGUCGGACAUCUGGAUCCUCCUGGCUUUGUUAAGCACGCUGGUGUGGUGACAGGUGAGAAAGGAGGUGCCCCUGAGUGGGCCUUCGGUAUCUCCAUGAGUUAGGUGUGCCAAGAUGAGCAAUCACACCGCUCAGCAGAGAGGACCACACUAUGCUCUGCCAGAGCCCCUCACAGUCAUCCCCACCAUGAUCCAGAGUAUGGAGACACAGGCCUGUGGCCAGUUGGGGCAGGGGUGCCUGUCCAGAUAAGACACCCCCGGCCGUGCACACAGAUAGGUCCCACGCCCAGCAGGCCUGGCAGGGUCCAGUGUGAUCCCGGUUCUCUAGAAUAUGAGAGGAAGUCCCAGGGGGGAGCCCACUUGUGUGGGGACCUUCUCAAGACUGGCAUGAAAGAAACUCACUAGAAGAGAUGAAGAGUACCAGAGGGCACUUAGUCUGGUGGCACGUGGAUGUGGCCAGAGCCAGCCUCGCGUACAGACUUCCUCAGAUGUCUGGGAAGGCCUCAGGAGACCCCAAAGUGCCACCCACUGAGAUGUCAAGACCCUCAUGGCCACAGUCCUGGGGCGCUAAGUAUAGGCAAGGGCUGGUGUGUAGGCUUCAUGCACUUUUUUCUUUUUAAUGUACAGCCUCACAACAAUCCUGUGAGAGGCUAUCAUCAUUAUCCUCAGUGUCAGAUGAGGAAACCGAGUUCUAGAGAACUGGAGUGACCUGCUUAGUCCGCAGUCAGAAAGUGGCUGAGUUAAGGUUGGAAUCCACGUGGUCUGAUUUCUUCACCUUGGGCCAAAGUGUGCUGAGGUUCCACCAGCCCUUCUAAAGUACAGUAUUGGUGAACACGCACAUUCUGUUAACCCUCUACUGUGAAGGUGGGUUCCCGAGAUGAGAAUUCUCAUGGAAUGUGAGUGGGGAGAUAAAGGUGGAGAUGGGUAGUGGUGCACAGGAAGUCCAUUUCUUCUUUCAACCAAAGCGUGCUUGUGGACAGACACUGUGGCUGUCACAAGUGCCUCUGACAGUAAGUUCCUGAGGUAGCUGUCAGAGUCCUGGGAU
Molecule: messenger RNA, 7461 nt
Organism: Trichechus manatus latirostris (Florida manatee)
Lineage: Eukaryota; Metazoa; Chordata; Mammalia; Sirenia; Trichechidae
Gene: DUSP22
Product: dual specificity phosphatase 22
Exons: 9
Coding region: 565-1335 (256 amino acids)
Biological process (GO): protein dephosphorylation; signal transduction
Cellular component (GO): cytosol
Molecular function (GO): protein tyrosine phosphatase activity; protein tyrosine/serine/threonine phosphatase activity
Source: RefSeq, a predicted model, not a curated record